Puccinia graminis f. sp. tritici CRL 75-36-700-3 is the source of this 1379-nucleotide messenger RNA. RefSeq lists its product as uncharacterized. The record is from RefSeq and is a predicted model, not a curated record. NCBI's taxonomy places the organism in Eukaryota, Fungi, Basidiomycota, Pucciniomycetes, Pucciniales, Pucciniaceae. Gene Ontology annotation, molecular function: hydrolase activity. The transcript is spliced from 7 exons. Bases 247 to 930 code for a protein of 227 amino acids.
UAGUUGGCUGCCAAGUUUCAAAAUUAUGACAUAUAGAGAGUUCGAGACAUAAACUAAGUCUCUCAUUGCUGACGCUUGCAUCCCCUUUGCCCACUUGUCUGAAGGAGACUGCACUGUGUCCUACUUCAUUCCGAUCAGAAGACACAUUCACCUAUUUAUUUGUUCUCGCCUCCUAUCCCUCUGAUUGUUCCGCUCCCGUAUUGCCCAGCAAUUUUUCUCCCCACGAUCAAAAUCUAUUAACUCAGGAUGACUUGUGGAGAGCAAUGCAUCAGUCGUUUCAUUCACGAAGGCAAGCCCACUGGAGUUCUAUCGACGGUCAAUAACGUCCAGGUUUACAUAGCGACUCCACCCGAACCGAUUCCUCAAAAAGCAAUCUUGAUAUUUCCAGAUAUCUAUGGAGUGCAUUUGAAGAACUGUCAACUAAUCGCCGACAGACUCGCCGGAGAUGUCAAUGUCACCACUUACUUACUUGACUUGUUCUCAGGCGAUUGCGCACCUGAGCCGGGCAACGGUGAUUUCGUUUUCGCAGAUUGGCUCAAAGGACAUGGACCAGAAAAGGUUCUUCCAAUAAUCGAAAGCGUGAUGCAGAAUCUCACUGAAAAAGGGGUCAACAAGUUUGCCGCUGUUGGUUAUUGUUUUGGUGGAAAAUACGUCUUCAUGACCUCGCAGAAGAACUGGAUCCACGUUGGAGCCACUUGUCACCCAAGCUUACUUCAAAUACCCGAUGAUCUUAACAAUUUACUCGAAACCAGUAAAGUUCCCCUUCUGAUUAACUCCUGUGAGAUCGAUCAACAAUUUACGGCGGAAGCCCAGAAAAAGGCAGAUGAAAUUUUUAGGCGAUGGCAAAUACAAGUGUGGCUACAAACGAAACUAUUAUCCUGGUGCAACUCAUGGUUUUGGCUGUCGAGCCGACUUGAGCAAAGCAGCUGAAAAGGAGGCAUUCGAUAAAAGCUUUGUGGAAAUUGUAAACUGGUUCAAAACUCAUCUUUGAAGUGCUUCAUUCUAAAAUGAGCUGCUCAAUACCAGAAGGGAUAUUAAAUAGCUUGCGAAGUUUAGUUGCUCUGUUUAUCGAUCGAGAAAGUUAAGUCUCUCAGCCGGUCAGCCAUUUAUCCACUUUUUACGCAAGGUAAACAAAUCUUAACCCCAGAAUAGAUUGUAGAUGUUUUCGAAAACUAGUCAUGUGAUUUGUGACAAUGUUCUAUGAUUUUGAAUAAACCAAUACGGUUGAGUAAAGAGACACGAUGAUUUGGCUGAUUUUUUCAAUUGUCGCGACCCGUAAGAUGCUUUGAGGCGUCCAUCCCUAUCAUCAAUGGUAUUUGUCUCAUGUUGACCAAAAAAUUGAGGAACCAUAGGGGCUCAGGGAAGGGAGGAACAUGAUA